Molecule: messenger RNA, 3387 nt
Organism: Hemibagrus wyckioides
Lineage: Eukaryota; Metazoa; Chordata; Actinopteri; Siluriformes; Bagridae
Gene: col8a1b
Product: collagen, type VIII, alpha 1b
Exons: 5
Coding region: 169-2427 (752 amino acids)
Molecular function (GO): protein binding
Source: RefSeq, a predicted model, not a curated record
CACCUGCCCAUAAAAGUCUCCGGCAUGCUGCGUGCGGUUUAUAACCACAGUUUGGUUUUUGCAUCCUUCUGCUGCAGCUCAACUUCCCUGAGAGGAAAAAAGAACGAGUAAGAGAAAGAGUGAGAGAAAGAGUGAGGGACAACAAGAGAGGGGAAAGAGUACGUGGCCAUGCAUCUCCACUCUGCCUGUGGAUUUGCCUUGGUGGUACAACUUUACCUGUUGCAUCAUGCCCAAGCAGGGGCAUAUUAUGGACACCAGCAGCUGGCCCAGCAAAACCAACCACUGCCGCAGUUACCUCACACGCCACUGGGCAAGGAAGGGAUACCCCAACAGCAAUACUUAGGGAAGGAGUUGCCUCAUCUGCAAUAUGGAAACGAUAUGCCUGUGCUCCCAUACUAUGGAAAGGAACAGCUACAGAUGCCCUUCCCUUUGGCAAACCCCAAUCUAGGCAAAGGUGAAAACAUUUUCAGAGGACAGAAGGGUCCAUCAGGUGAAAAUAUUUUUCGAGGUCAGAAAGGUCCUUCAGGUGAAAAUAUUCCCAGAGUACAGAAAGGUCCUGCAGGUGAGGUUGGCCCUAUGGGACCUCGAGGACCUCAGGGGCCCCCUGGACCACCAGGUCAGGGGAUUCCAGGACCUUAUGGGAAACCAGGCCUACCUGGCCCUCCAGGGCCCCCGGGAUUUGGAAAACCUGGUAUGCCAGGACCGCCAGGAAAGCCUGGAGGAAUGGGCUUGCCAGGGCCAAAAGGUGACUUUGGGCCAGGUGGUGGUGUGGGACCAGUAGGAUUGCCAGGACCUCCAGGUCUCCCAGGACCACCUGGGUUGCCAGGUCUGUCAAAACCAGGUGUGCAGGGAUUACCUGGACAGCCUGGAUUUCGUGGCGAGCCUGGACAAAAGGGUGCUCCAGGGAUUCCUGGGCUUCCAGGACCUAAAGGUGAUUUUGGACUUGGUCUUCCAGGAUUACCAGGGGUAAAAGGACCACCUGGGCCUCCCGGAAUACCAGGCCCAGGAGGACUACCAGGAGUUGGAAAACCAGGUCUAAAUGGACUACCUGGGCCCCAUGGAGGCCCUGGUAAACCUGGUCUCCCUGGUGAGCAAGGGUUACCAGGCCCUCCUGGUGAAGAAGGACAACCAGGGCCCCCAGGCCUACCAGGUAUUGGCAAACCUGGUCUGGAUGGUUUUCCAGGGCCACCUGGUCUUCCAGGUGGAAAGGGAGAGCCAGGGCCACAUGGUUUUCCAGGAGGUCCAGGCUUACCUGGAAUUGGCAAACCUGGAUACCCUGGACCAAAAGGUGACAAAGGACAUGGUGGCUUACCUGGACCUCCAGGUCUGAAAGGUGAGAAAGGUCAUGGUGGAUUUCCUGGAAUAAUUGGCCCACCUGGACCAGGUGGUCUACCUGGUCCACCAGGUCCCAUGGGGCCCCCAGGUGGCAUUGGCUUCCCUGGACUAAAAGGAGAGGGGGGUGAAGUUGGACCAAAAGGACCAGUAGGUCCAACAGGUGAACCAGGUCCUCCAGGACUUCCAGGAAAAUCGGGGCUCCCAGGAGAAGGUGGGCAACCAGGACCCAGAGGCUUACCAGGACCUUUAGGGCCUCAGGGUGAAAAUGGACACAAGGGUUUACCUGGUCUCCCCGGGGCUCACGGCAAGCCUGGACCAAAGGGGGAAGGUGGUCUUCCAGGAGAAAAAGGUAGUCAAGGGCCAAUAGGAAUCCCAGGAUUAAUGGGGCCCACUGGACCAAUUGGGCCCCCUGGCCUGCCUGGACCAAAGGGAGAAUAUGGAGCACCAGGGAAGCCUGGACCACCAGGUGAAGGAAAGGGUGGUUUUCCUGGCCCAAUGGGUCCACCGGGGAAACCAGGUCCUGGUGGAUUUCCAGGUAAACCUGGAAUACCUGGCCUUCCUGGUCCUCCAGGUCCACCGGGGCCUCCAUCUGCUGAUGGUGCUAUUCUUCCUGACAUGGGUCCAGGAUUUGAUGGGGCCAAACAAGGAUCCUAUCAGAAAAUCAAGCCUGGAGAUUUCAGUGGCAGGAAUGUUCUUGAGAUGCCUGCCUUUACUGCUCAGCUAACAACACCAUUUCCACCUGUUGGCACACCUGUGGUCUUCAACAAGAUCUUGUACAAUGGCAACCAGAAUUACAACCCUCAAACUGGCAUUUUCUCCUGCAGUAUACCAGGAAUUUACUAUUUUGCAUACCAUGUCCACUGCAAAGGGGCCAAUGUGUGGGUGGCUCUGCAAAAGAACAAUGAACCAGUCAUGUAUACAUAUGAUGAGUGCAAAAAAGGUUUUCUGGAUCAGGCAUCAGGAAGUGCAGUACUGCCUCUACAGUCUGGAGACUCUGUUCAUGUUCAGUUACCAUCAGAUCAAGCUCCCGGACUUUAUGCUGGUCAAUAUGUCCAUUCGUCAUUCUCUGGAUAUUUAUUAUACCCGAUGUAAUGUGUCAGAUGUGUCCCUCACAAGUCAGUGGUGGGAAUAUAAAAUGUACAUGCUUGCUACCAAAACUGAUGAGUGGGAAUGAAAAGCACAGUAAAUUCAGUGAAAUCGACUUGAUCAGUGUUCUUUGGAAAUGAAGUGUGUCCAAACAGUUGAUGUGAAUUUUUCAAAUGGCAGUACCCAAGGCAAUAAAGAUAAAAAAAAAAUCCAUUAAAACUGAACCUGAACAUAUUUACGUGAGUGAUUCCAUUUGAGGUUGUGUUUCACCAUGCAGUUUACAUAUGGACUAGCAAUAAAGUAAAUGUUCAUUAAUAGCAAAGACACACUUUUCCACAUAUUACCUGACAGUAUUUAUAUAAUACAGGGAUAAUAUCGGCUAAUAACAUACAUAGCGUGUUUCAGUUUUUUUUUUUUCUCUUCCAUACGCACUCAUUACAAUAAUCUAUACAUAAACUCAAUGUACUCUCACUCUUUGUAUGGUGCAACCUAUUUGUUAUGGUAUAUUUCGCUUUUCCAGUUAUCACAUCACAAUAGCUUAGAUCUUCUAUCAUCUGUGAAUCAGAAUUUAACAUCGAGGAAACAAGGUGUCGGUUUUGUUUACUGAAACAACCUGGGGGAAACUAAUUAAAUAUGUAUAUGUGUACAUAUAUAUUUCCGAUUUCUUUUUCUUUCUUUUUUUUUUUAACCGUUUCAACGUAGUAUCAGUACCAUUAGAUGCUGAAAAGUUUUCUGUGGGGUUUCUUUCUCUUUGUAAUUUAUUUUCAAUUUUUUUUGUUUUACUACUGAGUGCUUGAAUUUGUAAAUGUGCAGAAAUUAUGAUGAUGGAACAAAAAAAAAAUGAAGAAAGGAAUUCUGUUUUCUAAUUUACAGAUUGGUGCUAAAAAUUUAAUUGAAUGAGGAACAGUGAAGUUUAUAGUGUCUUUUUUUUUUUUUUUUAAAAUAAAAUUUAAAUGAUAGAAAUGA